Molecule: messenger RNA, 2063 nt
Organism: Micropterus salmoides (largemouth bass)
Lineage: Eukaryota; Metazoa; Chordata; Actinopteri; Centrarchiformes; Centrarchidae
Product: solute carrier organic anion transporter family member 3A1-like
Exons: 8
Biological process (GO): transmembrane transport; sodium-independent organic anion transport; prostaglandin transport
Cellular component (GO): membrane
Molecular function (GO): protein binding
Source: RefSeq, a predicted model, not a curated record
CCGCCUGAAGGACGCAGAACUGCGGCUCGGAACCGGGCUGAGAAACCAAAUCCAGUCGGUACCGGUCGUGAGUGGAGAUGUCACAUCCCGGAUGUGGGAAAACAGAGUCUUGUAGUUCCACGUCGGAUUUCAGAAGCCGUCAUAUAUAGGCUACAUGCGUAGCCUACGUAUUAGCCGAUACGCACUGGCUGGACAGGCGGUGAAGAGAGGUCGCUGACGGACUGUGCGUAACGCUGAGUGGACAGCAGUAUUUCUCGCUGUAUAUUCUAGCCUAGACGGGCUCCUGACAAGAGAUUCGCACUUCUUCUGCAGUGCACUUCGUCAUUAUAACCAGAUGCCCUCCGCCGGACCGGACCCCUUCAGUUUCAUGCCGUCCAACCCGACCGGAGCCUGAGCCGAAGGAUGCAGGUUAAAAACCAGAUCUGCACAGAGCGGAGCAGCACCGACGACCCGGAGCAGGAUGACAACCAGAAGAAGACCUCGUGUUUUUCCAACAUUAAGAUUUUCCUGGUGUCGGAAUGUGCGCUCAUGUUGGCACAGGGCACAGUGGGCGCCUAUCUGGUAAGUGUUCUGACCACUCUGGAGAGACGUUUCAACCUCCAGAGUGCCGAUGUGGGCGUCAUUGCCAGCAGCUUCGAAAUUGGCAACCUGGCCCUCAUCCUGUUUGUCAGCUACUUUGGCGCCAAGGCCCACAGACCCCGCCUUAUUGGCUGCGGCGGGAUUGUCAUGGCAUUGGGGGCAUUACUGUCAGCCCUGCCAGAGUUCCUGACUCAUCAGUACGAGUACGAGGCCGGGGACUCGUGGCACGCUGAGGAUGGCAGAGAUGUCUGCUCUAACACCUCCAGGUCAGAAAACCGAGACUCUGGGUUUAAAUGUGGCAACAGGGCCAACACCAACAUGAUGUACCUUCUGCUGAUUGGAGCCCAGGUUCUGCUGGGCAUUGGAGCCACACCUGUCCAGCCUCUGGGAGUGUCGUACAUUGAUGACCAUGUUCACAGGAAGGACUCCUCGCUGUACAUAGGUAUUUUAUUUUCAACGUUAGUGUUUGGCCCAGCCUGUGGCUUCAUCUUAGGUUCUGUCUGUACCAAAGUCUAUGUUGAUGCUGUUUUCAUCGACACCAGUAAGCUGGACAUCACCCCAGAUGACCCUCGCUGGAUCGGGGCGUGGUGGGGCGGCUUCCUCCUCUGCAGUGCCUUACUCUUCGUGUCGUCCCUCUUCAUGUUUGGCUUCCCCCAGGCGCUGGAUGAGCAGGACAUGGACAGUGGGGGGGAGAGUGAGCAGGCCAUGCUGCCUUCUUCCCUGAACCUGGAGUACCAGGGCUCUAAACCCAACGGGGCCAUUCACGGGUUUGAUAUAAAUAGCGGACUCACAGUUUGUGAGCAUCUGAGAGUAAUCCCCCGGGUAACCAGGCACCUUCUCUCUAAUCCGGUGUUCAGCUGCAUCACGCUGGCAGCCUGCAUGGAGAUCGCUGUGGUUGCUGGCUUUGCUGCCUUCCUGGGAAAAUACCUGGAGCAGCAGUUCAACCUUACCACCUCCUCAGCUAAUCAGCUGCUAGGUAUGACGGCCAUCCCCUGUGCCUGUCUGGGUAUCUUCCUUGGCGGGCUGCUGGUGAAGAAGCUGAACCUGUCAGCCCUGGGCGCUGUCCGCAUGGCCAUGCUUGUCAACCUGGUGUCCACCGCCUGCUACGUCUCUUUUCUCUUCUUGGGCUGUGACACCGGACCUGUCGCCGGGGUUACAGUCGCCUACAGCAACGAGACGUUGCUGUCCUGGCAGCGACCUGAGUCAGCGUGCAUCAAUAACUGUAACUGCUACACAGCAUCAGUGAGCCCUGUCUGUGGUUCCAAUGGAGUCACCUACCUCUCAGCCUGCUUUGCAGGCUGCACCAAACCAAACCUGACCAGCUGUACGUGUAUAUCCAGCACCAGUGAAGAUGCGGUGGCUUUACCAGGAAAGUGUCCCAGUCCAGGCUGUCAGCAGGCCUUUCUCACCUUUCUGUGUGUUAUCUGCGUGUGCAGUAUGAUCGGAGCUAUGGCCCAGACACCCUCUGUCAUCAUCCUUAUCAG